CCCAGAAAAAAGUCGUCAAGGCCGCUUUUUCCAACACGCGACACCAACGCAGUAGUUCUCAAUGCUGAUCUGCAAGCCAGAUUGGAUCACUCACACAGACAGCUCGCAAAAUGCCAAAGAAAAGAAAGUCUGCAUCUACUCGGUCCAUGUUCAUCCUAAUGGCGAAAGGCUUGCAACAGGAGGACUAGACACCAAGGUGCGAAUAUGGAAUACCGCUCCUGUGCUCAAUGAGGAAGCCGAGGAAGACCCUAAUUGCCAUAAACUUCUAUGUACUAUGACUAUGCACAAUGGUGCAGUCCUCUGUGUACGUUGGAGCAAUAUUGAAGGCCGAUACCUAGCAUCCGGCUCGGACAACGACAACACCAUCAUCAUAUGGGAACUGGAUAGAUCUGUUACGCGAGGAACGGUAUUCGGCUCCACCGAUGUUAAUUACGAGAGUUGGCGACCUGUUAAAUAUCUCAGAGGACACGAAUCUGACGUUCAAGAUUUGGCUUGGUCUAGCGACAAUCAAUAUCUUGCAUCUUGUGCAGUUGAUGGACACGUCAUUGUUUGGGAUGGAUUGACUUUUGAUCGAGUGAAAAAGAUUGAUCAGCACGGAGGGUUUGUAAAAGGCGUAACCUGGGAUCCUGUCGGCAAGUACCUAGCAUCGCAGAGUGAUGAUAAUUUGGUUAAAAUUUGGCGGACAUCCGACUGGAGUUUGGAAAGAGAUAUUCGAGAACCUUUCGUCAAUGCACCAGGAACUACAUUUUUUCGUCGUUUGAGUUGGGCGCCAAACGGAUCACAUAUCGCUGCAGCAAAUGCUGUCAAUGGUAUGCAGUGUGUUGCAGCUGUCAUCAGCCGAGAUAAUUGGAGCUCAGAUUUAUCCUUGGUUGGCCAUGAACUGCCUGUUGAAGUAGCCUGCUUCAAUCCAAAGCUGUUUUACUUUACCUCGAUAGACUCAGAUAGCUCAGCACAACCAGCAGACGAACAACGUGGAACUCUUGCAUCCGUUUGUGCUUUGGGUGGACAAGAUCGCAGCGUUUCUAUCUGGGUCACCAAACAUUCUCGGCCACUCUGUGUCGCAACUGAUGUCUUUCAGAACAAUAUUUACGAUUUGGCUUGGAGUCCUGACGGACGGUAUGUUGUUGCCUGUUCACAAGAUGGUACAGUUGCAUUCUUGCAAUUAGACGAAGAGCUAGGAACGCCUAUUGAGGAUGAUGAAAUGAUUCAGUUGCUGUCGAAAUACGGAUACAAGCGUAAAGCAGUUACUUUACCUGAAGCGCCAGUGCAACUAGAACUUGAAGAGGAGAACGCCAUAUCGCAAAAAUCAUCGUCUUCUUCACGAAUAGUACAGUUGAUGGGCGGUGAUCAGCCGGACACUUCGAUGACGGACAUUAAGCCGGUUGAGAAAUUGGCUGAUAAAGGAGAAGAUGUCAUGGAUACCACUAAGACCUCAGGAGAUAUUGAAAGUCAAACAGAAACCGUUACUUCUACCACCACCCCUGCCAAUAUACAAAAACCAACCCAGACUGUUGCAGCCAACAACGUGACAGAGCAGCCUCCGGCUAUGGAUGUCGCUAAACAACAGCAGGUCACCAUUGGAAAGGACGGUAAAAAACGUAUUCGGCCAGUAUUUGUUACCAGCGGAAAUUCUAUCCACAAUUCACUUGAUACCAACAAGCCAUCGGUCAAUGACAACGAGACAGCGAUACAUCACACGGGUGAAAACGGAGUACGUACAAAUGGCAAUGUACAUGGAACAGAGUACGACUCCCCUUCCAGCUAUCUUCCAAGUAGCGGCAUACCGACAUCAGUGGUGGGAACAAAGCGAAAACCCAAUGAAGAAAUAUCAGACCAAGAUUCCGUCAAGCGGGUGGAUAUUGAUCAAAAUAGCACUUCAGAACCACUGUAUCGACCAUCAUGGAUAGAUGCUGCCAUUGUUCCACCUAUUGUCCGACAAAGCCAGCUUCGAUUAGGUGUGCCGAAGGUGAAAUCCGUUUUGACUCAACGUGGAAGUUCCCAUGAGCCUUCUUGGGUUCUAGAAUGUCAAAACUCUAGUAACAGAGAUCAUGCCAAGGUGAUCUACUGUAACAAGGGAACACCAGUAUGGGUAGAUUAUGUACCAAGUUCUGUUCUACAAAUGACUGGUAACAAGCACUUUUGUGCAGUAGGAUGUGAAGAUGGUAGUAUCGUUAUUUACUCUCAAGCAGGAAGAAGGUUACUGCCUCCUUUAAUGCUAGAGAGUACGCCGGUGUGGAUGUCUUGCUCGGAUAGAUGGUUAUUGGCUUUGACAGCUACUGGCCUUUUGUAUAUAUGGGACGUAAUUAAUGAAACAAGCUUCUUGUCCGAAAUAUCCGUAGCUCCUGUUUUGCAAGUAGCAACCGUUGUACCUACAGCGGACCAUACAGCGAACAUAGCACCCACUAUCAAAGACAUCCGGAUACAAAAAAAUGGAACUCCUAUCAUCAUCACUAAUCACAGUCAAGCGUUUGCAUACCACCUGAAUAUGAAAAUAUGGACCCGUAUUUGUGACGCCUGGCAAAUGCUGUCAGAGUUAUGGGGAUCUGGGAGUCAAAAUAUGGAUGCCAGUACUCACCCAUUGGGCUGGCUAUCUAGAGCAACCACCACAGUGGGCCACAAAGCCAGCAGCAUUGGCCAUCAUGCCAAAACAUUGGCAAGAAUGGACCACCAGGCCACCAGUAUCAUCACUCUUGGUCACAUUGAGACUCAAUUGGCAGUAGCAGUCCUGUUAGACUCUCCGGAUGAAUAUCGGCAGUGGAUGAUGUAUUACGCGAAGCGGCUUGCAACGGAGAAUGCGACAGAGAAGGUGGACGAAUUAUGUCGAUGGCUCCUUGGCCCUACUUAUUCAGCCAAUGAUGGUCAGACCCAGAUUUUGGGUACCUUGGAUAAGCGAGCCCUGCUAAAAAGCAUCCUUCCAAUUCUUAGUCAAAAUAGACAAUUACAGCGAAUAGUAGCGGAGCACCGUGAAAUCCUUCUGAGUUGUGAUCGACCUCAUUGACACUAAUACGUCGCCUACUUUCUGAGUUACUGGAGUUUCAUAAAAUAAUAAAUAAAUAAAAAUAAUUACAUCAAUUACCUGGCGU
Messenger RNA from Umbelopsis ramanniana AG, 3083 nucleotides. RefSeq lists its product as uncharacterized. Gene Ontology annotation, cellular component: nucleus; HIR complex. Bases 62 to 2998 code for a protein of 978 amino acids. The record is from RefSeq and is a predicted model, not a curated record. The transcript is spliced from 18 exons. NCBI's taxonomy places the organism in Eukaryota, Fungi, Mucoromycota, Umbelopsidomycetes, Umbelopsidales, Umbelopsidaceae. Gene Ontology annotation, molecular function: nucleosome binding; protein binding. Gene Ontology annotation, biological process: regulation of DNA-templated transcription; chromatin remodeling; DNA-templated transcription.